Messenger RNA from Portunus trituberculatus (swimming crab), 4277 nucleotides. RefSeq lists its product as uncharacterized. Gene Ontology annotation, cellular component: Golgi membrane. The record is from RefSeq and is a predicted model, not a curated record. The coding region runs from base 184 to 3909 and encodes 1241 amino acids. NCBI's taxonomy places the organism in Eukaryota, Metazoa, Arthropoda, Malacostraca, Decapoda, Portunidae. Gene Ontology annotation, molecular function: beta-1,3-galactosyl-O-glycosyl-glycoprotein beta-1,3-N-acetylglucosaminyltransferase activity. Gene Ontology annotation, biological process: protein O-linked glycosylation via N-acetylgalactosamine. The transcript is spliced from 18 exons.
AGAAGAAGAAGGAAGAAGAAGAGAAGGAGGAGGAGGAGGAGGAGGAGGAGGAGGAGGAGGAGGAAAGAAGGAGGAUAUCUCACAAUUAAUAUUUUCUCAAGUCGCAGUGAAGCAGAAAUAUUAAUUAAUGAAGAAAAGAUCGUGGGUCUAAAAGAUGUGUCACCCAGCCAGCCUCUCAGUGCCAUGUCAGACGUCGAGGGGGAAGGCGCGGCUCUCCUCCUCUCCGUCUUUAGUCUCGUGGAUGGCCACCUUAUGAUAAACAAGUCAGUUAAUCUACAUAAAUAUUCCCACGACCUCUCUCUCUCUCCCACGCUCGCCUCGCUCGCCCCGCUCAGACUGGUAGUAAUGGCGGUCAAGACAGACGCGGCCCUCAACAGACCAUUAUCCAUUUGCCGCCUGUUUAAAGAUCUCGGGGCAACACAAGCUCAUAUUUUACCUGUCCGUGGGUACCUGGCGUGGGUCUUCACUACUGGGGGGCGUUCCUGGGGGGAGAGCGUGUCCCUCCACCCCCCCACCCACUCUAUGACCCACCACGCCCAUCACGCACGCCCACACACACGCCCAGAUCUCACGCAAAGCCAGACAGAGGAGCAACUGGAUUUGGUGAACAGGUGUGAGGUGAGGGCAGGUGUGGUGACGCCCCUCUUCGCCUCACCUGUGCGUCUUGAGGUGGUGGUGCCCUUAAUUACAGACUGCUGGGGGAGGAGGGAGGGGCUGGAGGAGGCGCGGGCGGCGUUCUGCAGGCGUUACGCGGGGUAUGGCGCUCUCUGUGACUGCACGGCGCCCGCUCCACUCACCUAUACGGAAAUACAGCUGGAGAACAGUGUGAUCGAGGACGUGCCGGUGGCCAUCAUAGCGAGAGCGAGACCCACAGACCUCUACAAGUGCCUGGUGACAGUGUUGCGGGCGGCGGGUGGGCGGCGCGGGCGUAUCGUGGUGGUGCGUGACGGGGAGAAUGAAGAAGUGACGGCUUUGUUACGACUACUGCAGAUACAACACGUGAUCCACCGCUGGGAACAAGACCCGCGCCAUUUCGCCUCAAGUGGAGCGCGGAUCUCACUCCACUACCGCUACGCUCUCCACUAUGUCUUCCACCUCGCCUUCCCCGCCUCCACCCGCGCCAUUCUGCUGGAGGAGGACUUGCUGGUGGCGCGGGACUUCUUCAGCUACUUCAACCAGACAGCUUAUCUACUGGAGAAGGAUCCAAGCUUAUUCUGUAUCAGCGCCUGGAACGACCUUGGCGCUCUCCACACUGCCUCCAGGCCGGACCUUCUGUACCGGGUGGAGACUCACGCUGGCUACGGCUGGAUGAUGGCCAAAAGCUUCCAGGAGGAGGUGUAUGCGAAGUGGGAGGCGCCGGAGAAGGACCACGACUGGGACAUCUGGUUCAGGAGCACAGAGAUAAGGGCAGGGCGGGAGUGCGUGGUACCAGAUGUGUCCAGGACCUACCACGGGGGUGUGACUGGCGCCCACAUCAAGGGAGUCAUGACGCACGCCCACUUCACCGCCCACCCUGUUACUGAUGGCUAUGUCAGGCUUACCAAUGUGGAGAGAAUGACCCAGGCGGCGUACGAGGAGGACCUGUACAAGACUCUAGAGGGAGACAAUGUUUACUUUUUAAAUUCCCCGCGCCAUCCUUGCUCCAGAGAAUACGUGCCCAAAAAUUUUACCGCUGGCCCAAUUGUCAUUUUCUUCUCCAUGACAAGCAAAGACCACCACUUAGGAUGGAAGAAAAUGGGAGCUUGUCUGGGUGUGUGGAACCUAGACCCGAGAUCGCACCACCGGGGGCUGUUCAGACUGACUUACUACGAGACUGAACUAUUCCUCAUCGGCUUCCCCUACAGCGACUACAGUUACCUCCGCGGCGCACACACACACGUUGUAGUGGAGCCGAAUGAAGUGGAAGAAUUUAUAUUAGGGCAGAAAACACUGGAAAACCGGGCCUUAUACAGAGUGCCACGUCUGGAGAAGCUGGCACCGUAUUUGGCAGUGGACAAGAGGCGCGUGGAGCGUAAGUGGAGGAGUCGCCACAGGAAACGAGAAACGAGCCAAAAACUACAAGGAGCGUCAGAAUUUCAAGAGCAGGAUCAAGUUGGGGGGAUUGAAGUUUUGGCGGGAAAACCUCUUUAUGAAAUUCUCGAUAAGGAAGGGCUGAAUCGGGUUGUGGGUUGGAGAGAUCACUACUACCACUCACGCCCACGCCUACGUAUUGCCACCACGCCCCCGGAACGUGUGAAAAUACAGAAAAAUGAGGGAGAACGUGUAUCGGUUGCCAGUGAAUCUUCCUCAUCUUUUUCUCCACGGUCCCCUUCAUGUUCCUCGAUAUCGUGCCAAUGGUUUACAUCGUGGGAGUUCAUGGCAGUGGCGCUUCUGGUGGUAACAUGGCUGGUAACACUGACUUCCCUCGGGUGUCUGGCGCACAACAAGUCUGGCAAGAUCUUUAUGGACUACCUCUCCUCCCUCUGCGCUACUGAGGAGGACGACGACGAUAACCAGGUCCUCGCUAAGGGCAUUGGAUACUUCGACGGGAGCCCUGGGAUGCGAAGACUUGUGCUUGUAGAAGACGAAGAAGAAGAAGAAGACGAAGAAGAAGACGAAGGAGAUGAAAAUAGCGAUAAAUCCUCAGAGAAAUCGGCUUCAACAGACAAGGACCGCGCAUGGAGACCUCCCAGGAAAGGCACUUAUAUCCUGCAGGAGGCGACGAAGGAUUACGUGGUAGAACUAGGGACUUACAGGCUACAGGAAGAUAUAAAUGAGGAAACAGAGGAGGAUAAAAUAGCAUACGUACUAGAAGGCGGGACCUACAUCCUUGAGACAGAGAGACAGCAGAGAAAUGGGGGAAUAGGAACGGGAAGAGGGAUAGGAGAAGAUAUGGGGCUAAAAUAUGGUUUUGUGGGGGGUAACAUAGCGAGAAUACACAAUAUAGAAGGCUUGUAUGGGCUGAUAAGACAAGGAGAACCAAGUAUCGUGAUAGGUAAUGAUAGGAGAGGCAGAAUACACGAUAUAGAAGGUUUGUAUGGGCUGAUAAGACAAGGGGAACCAAGUAUCGUGAUAGGUAAUGAUAGGAGAGGCAGAAUACAUGAUAUAGAAGGUUUGUAUGGGCUGAUAAGACAAGGAGAGACAGGUGUUGUGAUAGAUAAUGAUAGGAGAGGCAGAAUACACGAUAUAGAAGGUUUGUAUGGGAUGAUAAGGCAAGGAGAGACAGGUGGGGUGAUAAAUAAUAAUAGGAUUGGCAGAGGAUGUUACGAGUUUAGAGAUUACAAUGAAGGAAGUGAGUGGAGAGAUAUAGAGAGGAUGACAAGUGUGGAGAUAAGAGAUGACGUCAUAGGCAUGGAGAGAAGAAGAGCAGAGACGGGGAUAAGCCAAAGAGGAAGUGAUGAAAUAGGAAUAGAGAGAGAACGAGAAGAAAUAGGAAGAAUACGCAAGCUUUCUUUAGACGACAUCAUGCAAAGACGAAACGAAAUCAGACAACAAAUAGAAAACGGAGGAGAAACACAAGAAAUAAGGCGAAUAAACACACAGAGAAGAGAAAGAAGAGAAGACAGCAUCAUAUUAACAGCAAGCAGUUUAGCAGACAAUAACAGGAGGAUUAUAAAAGAAAUCGUGACCAAAACAACAAGUGAAGGGGGGACGAUGCUAAACCCAAGAAGGUCACUAGGCGGAGCACGACCAAGGGCAAAUACUAGCAGUUAUACAAGGAGAGCAGCGUCCUUCCCGAUGGAUAACUACUGCCCAGUCCAACUCUUGCCCCGGAAACUCUCGCUCAUACUGGAGGAGGAGAUUGAUAAGAUUUCUACAUUUAGUCAUCUCUGUAGCCUUGAAAAACAGUCGUGGACAAUAAUAAUGGUGAGGAAGACAAAAAGAAAAAGAAAUAAAGAAAAUGAAGGAAGAGGCAAAGUAAGAACAUGAUAAAUAGAGAAGAAAGAAAGAAUUAAAGUGUCAGGAAAUGGAAAAUAUAGAAAGAGAGGAGAGAGGAAAGAAAGAAAUGAUGGAAAAAGGCGAAGUGAAACUGAUAAAUAGAGAAAAAAGAAAGAAAAAAAUAGAUUAAUGAGAAAUGAGAGUUAACGUGUCAGAAAAUGGGAAAUAUUUAGAGAGAAAACAAAAGAAAUUAAGGAAGAGCUGGAGGAAGAAUGAUAAAUAGAGAAGAAAAGAAAAAAGAAAAAGAAAAAAGUUAAUGUGACCGAUGAUGAAAGAGAAACAAAAAAGAGAGAAAAGGAAAGAAAGAAAUGAAGGAAGAGACAAAAUAAGAAUGAUAGAGAGAAGAAAAAGGAAAGGAA